AUGUUGGAUCGUUUUCGGAGACACCGCGAGGAGCUCGAGAGGCUGCACGAGGAAGAGGAAGAUCAACAGCGGCGGAUCGUUGCUGGGAUGUUGAAGAAGGACGAGAUUUUCUCCCGACGCGAGCUCGUGGAUUUUGCGAAAGGAUUGGGCAUCGACGUCGAUACCGAUGCCGACGGUGGCGGUACGGCGAGGACGAGGAAGAUAAAAGAGAGGGAGAUAGAACGGAAGGAAGGGGAAGAAUUCGGGAGGGACGACGACGGUCAGGAAAACAGGCAAGAUGUUCGAAUUCGUUUCCUGUUGUCAAUGUUUGAAGAACUGCCACGACAACGAUCCAAGACACAGAGGAGUUGGGACCAGAUAGUUGACUGGUCUGGAUCCACCAUCAUCACACCUACAACAUUCCCAAGCCUGGGUCACCAGCGUGAUAUAACAUUCUCGCGUGAUCCAAAGAAGAUUUUCAUUCUCGAUCCUAGUACUGCUGUCGAUGUCUAUUCCGUUCGCUCGGCCCAGUGA
Molecule: messenger RNA, 513 nt
Organism: Guyanagaster necrorhizus
Lineage: Eukaryota; Fungi; Basidiomycota; Agaricomycetes; Agaricales; Physalacriaceae
Exons: 4
Coding region: 1-513 (170 amino acids)
Source: RefSeq, a predicted model, not a curated record